Molecule: messenger RNA, 1200 nt
Organism: Aspergillus aculeatus ATCC 16872
Lineage: Eukaryota; Fungi; Ascomycota; Eurotiomycetes; Eurotiales; Aspergillaceae
Product: class I SAM-dependent methyltransferase
Exons: 1
Coding region: 1-1200 (399 amino acids)
Molecular function (GO): methyltransferase activity
Source: RefSeq, a predicted model, not a curated record
AUGGAUAUCAUGUCAAAUGGACCGGCGGUUCUUGCGCCUGCCGCAGCUUCGGGCUCCGACCUUCAUUCCACCGCCAGUUCGACCGGUAUAACCCUGGCAGCGACGUCGACCUCCUCCCUCUCCUCCCUCAAUGACUACUCCAAUUUUCCCUUGAGACGCCAUGGCGAUCGCACGUAUCUCCGAGACCCCGACAACCAGUAUCCUCUUCCCUGCGACCUUCCUGAGAUACACCGACAGACCUUGCGCUCGCUCAUGCUCAUGCGCGUUUUUGGUGGGCCGUUCUGCAACCCACAUUUGGCCGACUGCGCCCCGAAGCGAGUCUUGGAACUCGCCUGUGGUUCAGGACUGUGGUCAAGCAUGUGCCAUGAUUAUUUCGCUCGUCGCGGCCACCGCACCGUGUCCUUCAACGGCAUUGACAUCGUCUCCGUCGCACCCGACCUGCGCAAAAAGGGUGUGAAUUGGCAAUUCAAGCGUCACGACCUACGGAAGCCCCGCCUGCCAUUUCCCGACGACUAUUUCGAUUUUGUCUUCAUCAAAGAUGCGGGUAUGUGUCCUUCCAGUCCGGCCCAGCAAGCCUCGGGAUUGAGCGAGCCGUUGCGUGUUCUCAAGUCCGGGGGUAUCUUGGAAGUCUGGGAUUCCGACUGGGUGUUCCGCUCUCUGCUGCCCAAUCCGGCACCCGCUCGCAAACUGGCCUCGAGAGAACAAGAGACCGCCGAUGCGACCGCGACGUACACCUUCUCGUCUGCCACGCCAUUCACGCGCGCCCAGAACAAGUUUCUCCAAGACUACAAUACCUGGCUUGAGAAAGCGUUCGAUCAGCGGAGAUUGACUGCUUUACCAUGCGCCACGAUGGGCCUAUCCUUCAAUGCGGAGGUAGACGUCCUUGAGAAGGUCGAUAGUCGUCGCAUUGCCAUUCCGUUGGGCGAACUACGCUGGGAACGAGAGGGGUAUGGAAAGGAAACGAGUGGUGGAACUCGAAGACAGUUGACGGCCGAUCAGUUAUCCAUCCGACGCACUGCGCUUCUGACGGUCAUCCAAAUGAUAGAAGGCAUGGAGCACAUUCUUAUGGAGGCCAGCGGGAAGAGCAAGGACGAAUGGGAUCGCUGGUGGGCAGCAAUGAUGACCGAUUUGUUCCAGAAGGAUGGCCUCGCGAACGGGGAGUGCUUGGAAGUGAGUGCUUGGUGGGGUCGAAAGAUAUAG